GCUGUGGCCGGGGAGCAGCGGGGCGGGAGGGCUGAGGGGGCAGAGACACCCCUGCCCUGCCCUGCCCUGCCCGGGUGUGCGGCCAGGGGUGACAGGGACAGGAAGGAGGCUGCGGUCACGGCCCUCAGCUGACCCCCGGAAGGCACUGUAAAUCCUGGAUUCUCCAUUCCCAUGGCUGGGCACCGAGGAGCUGCCUGAUGACCUCAGAACACGCUGAUGCUGUUUUGUCAGAAGAGAGAUGGGCAAAAGGUACUUCUGUGACUACUGUGACAGGUCCUUCCAGGACAACCUGCACAACAGGAAGAAACACCUCAAUGGAGUGCAGCAUCUCCGGGCUAAGAGAGUCUGGUACGACCUAUUCCGAGAUGCUGCUGCUAUCCUGCAGGAAGAGCAAACCAAGAAACCUUGUCGGAAGUUUCUGCAAACAGGACAGUGUGAUUUUGGGUCCAACUGCAGAUUUUCCCACAUGACAGAGCAGGACCUGGAGAAGCUGAAUGCCCAGGUUCAAGGGGAGAAGAGGCUGAAGGAGCUGCAGAGGGAGGGAGCAGAUAUCCCACCGGGCGCCAUCGAGGACUGGCUGGACAAGAGAGCCCAGAGGCUGAGCGCAGCUCAGAGUAGCAGUGCUCUUCUUGAGAAACCAACACCAUUCCAGUACCCCCUGGGUUGGCCACCAGUGCAGGAGCUGCCCCCGUCCCUGCAGGCCCCCCCACCUGGGGGGUGGCCAGUGCCCCCCAACCUGCAGUGGGGCUGAGGCACCCCCAGAGCCUGGCUGGGACUGGCUGUCUCUUCUCUGGGAAAGGGACAGGAUUAUUUAUACACACUUUUAUUUCAAUAAACGCUCCUUCCGCCCGUUGCA
Pyrgilauda ruficollis (rufous-necked snowfinch) is the source of this 856-nucleotide messenger RNA. RefSeq names its product zinc finger matrin-type 5 (gene ZMAT5). The transcript is spliced from 6 exons. Gene Ontology annotation, cellular component: U12-type spliceosomal complex. The coding region runs from base 239 to 751 and encodes 170 amino acids. The record is from RefSeq and is a predicted model, not a curated record. Lineage: Eukaryota; Metazoa; Chordata; Aves; Passeriformes; Passeridae. Gene Ontology annotation, molecular function: zinc ion binding.